This is a messenger RNA of Chelonus insularis, 2212 nucleotides long. Its product is annotated as E3 ubiquitin-protein ligase rnf8-like. Gene Ontology annotation, cellular component: cytosol; ubiquitin ligase complex; nucleus. NCBI's taxonomy places the organism in Eukaryota, Metazoa, Arthropoda, Insecta, Hymenoptera, Braconidae. The transcript is spliced from 4 exons. Gene Ontology annotation, biological process: double-strand break repair; protein K48-linked ubiquitination; ubiquitin-dependent protein catabolic process. The record is from RefSeq and is a predicted model, not a curated record. Gene Ontology annotation, molecular function: histone binding; ubiquitin protein ligase activity. The coding region runs from base 275 to 1747 and encodes 490 amino acids.
AAGGGUAAAUCUUAAUACAAAUUCAAACGCUGAAUAUGCAUACAAGCUAUGGCCAUUAUGGUGCUCUUUAGUACCAACGCGCCAGCUUCCGGCAAGACCGAGAGCUACAAAUAAUAAUAAUGAUAUCCUCUCUUAUUAAUCAAAAAAAUACGUCGUUUGUAUGUAAUGUUAUUAUGUUGAUUACAAAAUAUUCAUAGCUUCAAGAUUCAAUACUUUAACCUGAAUAAAAGCAAAUAACUAAUUGCACUUUGUCAUAAAAUUCUAUUAACAGAAAAUGAAUUCACCUUCAUACGUAAAUGAUGAAAGAAAGGUUUCGCCUGAAUCUAUGAUUGUUCUCGUUAAAUGUGAAAAAAACAACCCAAAAAUUCAUGAUAUAUAUGUAAACAAAAAUAAUUUCAAAAUUGGAAGAAAUCGUGAUUGUGAUGAUCAUAUUUUAGAUACUUGUAUUUCAAGGAAUCAUUGCAUUUUAAAUUACGAAAAUGAACAGUGGACAAUUACUAAUUUGAGUUCAGUUGGUACAAAAGUAAAUGGAAUUCUGCUUCAGAAUAAUUGCCCUCAAACUAUUGAUGUAGGAGAUAUCAUUCAGCUUAACGAAGAAUGUGAUGAGUUUAAAUUUUGUGUAAAAUAUUUUCUCGAUGAUCAACCUCAAAAGAAAAGAGCUAAAAUAGAAGAAACAAUUUUUCAUGACGAAAUAGCAAAACAGAAAUUAUUUGCCGAAGAGCAAGAGGCAAAACGAAAAGAACUAGAACAACAAUUAAAAUUACAACAAAAUGAACAAGAAAAAUUAAAAGCACACUUAGAAGAAGUGCUGAAAAAUCAACAAGCUACUGAAGGUAAAAAUGAAGAACAAAAUGAAUUAAUAAGAUGUCUUGAAAAAAAAAUAGAAUCUGGAAAUGAAAUUGAAUCCAAAUUAAAAGAAAAUUAUGAACAUCUUCUGAAUACAGUUGAAUUGCAAAAGCAAAAAUUUGAAACUUUACUAAAUGAAGAACGACAAAAAUGGCAGCAAACUUUAGAUAUGACUAAACAAGAAAAAACAUUACUUGAGAAAAAAAUGUUAGAAGAUAUGGCUGUAUGGAGACAAAAUCAACAUGCUGAAUGGACUAGUGUUGUAAAUGAUAUAGUAAAACGUGAAAAAGAAAUACAGUAUCAACUAUCUAAUGAAAAAGCCAUUUUAGAACAGAAAUUAAGAGAUACCCAAACGGCUCUUGAAGAAAAAACUGCUUUAGCUGAACAAUUACAAACUUCUGUUCAAAAUCAACAGAUGGUUAUAUUAGAAAUAACGGCUAAUAAUGUUAAUCAAGAACCUUUGGUGACAAUAGAUUUAACAAAGGAAGAUGGUUUGAAUGUUGCUAGUUCAUCAAGAAAUGAUAAUUGUGAACCUGAUGCAGUAGUGACUCAAGUUGGAAAUCUAAUGGAUCAAACGUUGACUUGUCAAAUUUGUUCAGAACUUUUUGUUAACGCUGUCACAUUGAAUUGCAGCCACUCAUUUUGCCAGUAUUGUAUACAUUUAUGGAUUAGAAAGAAAUGUGAGUGUCCAAUAUGUCGAGCCAAAAUUAUGUCUAUUAAUAGAUCACUAGUAUUGGAUAAUUUUAUUGAACAAAUGGUCAACGAUUUUACACCACAAAAUAAAGAAAAAAGAAAGGAAUUAGUGAAUGAACAUCAAGCUGCCAUUCGGACCGUUGGAUUAAGUAACCAAUCAAAUAUUAUUAAUUAUCAAAGAAAAAAAGUGAUUCGGGGACGUCGAUAAAAUAUUAUAAAUAAAUAUAUCGAUUUCAAUCGAGAAUCUCAGGUAUUAUUUAUUUAAAUGAAAAUACAUUAAAUUAAUUAUUUAACGUAGUUCUAAUGUUAAUAAAAAAAAUGCAGUUUUAUAAUAUGUAUUACAACUUUCAGUUUAAGUUUUAUUAAGUAACUUUAUUCAAUUCUGAAAACAAAAUGUUUGCCUGUUAAAAUGUUUGUAAUGUAAAAUUACAAAAAGAACAUUUAAGAUACAGAGCGAAUUCGUUAAGUAGACAGUCUCAUUUGAUUCAAGACUAGAUUUAUUUAUUAAUUGUGGUGAUUCAUUUAAAUUAUUUUUUAUACAACAUGGUGUUGAAGUAACGCCUUGAAGUUGAUAUUUGUACCUCAUCCUUUUACAAAUGCCAUUCUGAAAAGCAAUUUUUAACAUAAAUGUUUAUAUAAAUAAUUAAAUUAUAAUCAAUCUAUUUUCAUUAAA